Pediculus humanus corporis (human body louse) is the source of this 1419-nucleotide messenger RNA. RefSeq lists its product as uncharacterized. The transcript is spliced from 2 exons. Gene Ontology annotation, biological process: rRNA processing. The record is from RefSeq and is a predicted model, not a curated record. NCBI's taxonomy places the organism in Eukaryota, Metazoa, Arthropoda, Insecta, Psocodea, Pediculidae. The coding region runs from base 1 to 1419 and encodes 472 amino acids. Gene Ontology annotation, molecular function: protein binding. Gene Ontology annotation, cellular component: small-subunit processome; Pwp2p-containing subcomplex of 90S preribosome.
AUGUCUUGGAAGGAGUAUUACAAACCCAAAAGUAAAAAACAAAAAAAGUCAAUAAAUUUUGGUCUGGGUCUCAAUGUAGAAGAUGAUGAAGAAUAUAAACAUUUAGAAAAAGUUAUUUUGGGUACAGGAAAAGAAAUAUUUGAAAAGUUACCCUCCGAAUCAGGUGACAGUGAUUAUGACAGUGAUGUUCCGACUAAGAAACAAAAAUCAAAUUUUAUCGAGACGAGAAAACCUGCUUGGGUGGAUGAUGACGAUGAUAAAACUCUAAAUGAAGUAUUAAAAAAUCAAGGUAGAAAUGAAAAAAUAGAUAAUAGCGGAAAGGCAAAAUAUAGGAAUGCAAUGGAAAAAAAAUUUCAAGAAUUAAUGGGAAUUCCAAAAUGGGCACAAUUAAAAGAAAAAAAAGAUGCACAAGGCCCGAAUGAUUUUUUAUCGCACUGUGGUGAAUUUGUAAAAAAAACAAAAGGUUUAAAAAGUGAUAACUUAACAAUAAGUAAAAUGAAAAAUUUAAAUGACGAAAGUUUCGCCGAGGGCUCCAUAGUUAGUGUUGUUAAAUUUCAUACGAAAUCAAUGUUGGCCAUGGUCGCUGGAAGUUCUGGAAAGAUUUCCCUAUUUCAAGUCGAUGGAAAAGUCAAUACGAAAUUACAAUCGAUUAAAUUUAAAAAAUAUCCAAUUUAUUGUGGUUGGUUUUUAAAAAAUGGAGAAGAGAUUUUAAUAGGUUCUCAUUGUAAUUUUUUUCACUGUCACAACAUGAUAACGGGAAGGUCGACGGUGAUAGACGAAUCAAAAAUAAUCGAUAUUAAAGACACGAAAAAAUUUUGCGUGUCACCAAACGACGACGUGUUUGCCGUUUGCGGACCGAUUUCCAGCAAAGAAUUCAUCGACACUCUGCAAAUGAAUUGCAACGUAACGGAAAUUUGUUUCAACGGCGACGGUUCAAUAUUAUAUUCUCACGGGGUCGAAGGUGAAAUUUACGUUUGGAACAUGAAAACGAGAUCAUGCGUAAAUAAAUUCAUAGACGACGGUUGCAUAAUAGGUACGAGCCUGGCAGUUUCCAGCAACAAUCAAUUUUUAGCAACGGGUUCGAAUUCUGGAGUCGUCAAUAUUUACAAUUCGGAUUCUGUUAAUAAUAGUCGAGCGGUCAAACCCAUCAAAUCAAUUUUCAAUCUUACCACAUCCAUCAGUUCUUUACUGUUUAAUUCAACGGGUGAAAUUUUAAGCAUGGCUUCCAAUUGCAAAGAAACCGGAGUGAAACUUUUAAACACAUCUUCCAUGACGGUUUUCUCGAAUUUUCCACUCGUACAAUCCGAAGUGAAGAAACCGAUGUCUUUGGAUUUUUCGAAAAACAGCGGAUUUUUCGCUGUUGGUGAUAAUAAUAAAACAGUUCAUCUUUACAGGCUAAAACAUUACGAUAGUUAUUAG